Molecule: messenger RNA, 928 nt
Organism: Pseudogymnoascus destructans
Lineage: Eukaryota; Fungi; Ascomycota; Leotiomycetes; Thelebolales; Thelebolaceae
Exons: 2
Coding region: 1-426 (141 amino acids)
Source: RefSeq, a predicted model, not a curated record
AUGCCGACAGCCCUUGCGCGCAUCAUGCGAAGGGGAGGGGGGGAGAUGAUGCGGGAUUCCUUGGGGAUCAGAGGGUGGUGCGAGGCGAGGCGAGGCGUGGUGAUCAUGCAGGUGGACUGGGGGGGAUCAGCAAGUCGCUUGGGCGAGAUCAGGUUGGUGGGAGACAUGGAGAUCAUGCAAGGGAGAUCAUGCAAGAGGCUUGAGAAAAAUCAGGUUCGCGAGAGACAUCGGAGAUCAUGCAAGCAGUCUGGGAAAGAUCAGCCCACAUCAAUAGUCCCCCUCCUGACUCUCGGGGAAGCACGGAGGCUCUUGGCCCGCCGCCCACCUCCAGCGGCGCCGAGACCUUACAUCACCCCGUCUCAUCGGCCUUGGUCUCGCCCGCGGAUUACGGCUCACCGGGCACUCGCCGGGACAGCGUACUGGUGAGGGAUGGGCGCUAUUCGUGCAGCGCGCAGCCCACCACCCACCCACUUGCCGAUACGCUACCGGUACGCUACCGGAUUUGCGCGCCAAGUUGUCAACGAGCACUUGACAUCGAUCGGACUAGCGACCGAGCACUAGCUUGGGGGGAUGCUUGGUUGUCUAGCUAGGUUUAACCCUAAGGCAUUGCUUGGAUGCGCUAAGAUAUUUGUAGUACUUUAUAGCGAGUUGGGGGGUCUAGAAUAGGGGGCGAUAUGGCAAUACCCGGCAAAUAUUGGGGAUGCAUAGUGUACUAAAAUGGCUGUCCCCCCUAAUCAGCCACGACGACGACGAUAGCACCACCGGCAGGAACAUCCAACACACUUACUCCUCCGGUUCUAUAAUUUCCCCUUCGUACGUACCGUACGUCGCUUUAUAACUGAUCGCAGGUUGUUGGCAUCGAGUUGGUGGACAAUGCUGCGUGCUCGAAGUUGCUCUGACGCAACUGUGAGUUUUUGGAUGUACGUCC